GCGUCUCAACGGAUCGAGCGAGCGCUGGACGGAGUCGAGAGCGCCCCCUCUCGAUGCCAGUUGAGUGUAUCUAGACUGUAAAAUACCUGUUAACGUCGUUCUUGACCUGUGUCUCGCGAUCGUGUCGUAUUUGAACCGCGCCGUUCAACUUUUGCCGAUAAAUGACGCUCAAGGGUACAACUCACCUUCAUCGCAACGUUGACUUGGCGACAGAGCAGACUAAUGCUGUAAAGUUGUAUAAGUGAUAGGUUGGUGUGUAAAUUUAAUGCCCUAAUCUAUCACAUCUAAAAAUCGGCAAAAAUAAAAAAAGAAUAAAACAGCAUUAACUGCACCCGAAACCAGUCUCAAAAAGAACUCCAACAUGCAACGAAUAGCUCUCAGAAAAGGGCAGUCGCUGGCAGUUAUAUAAUACGAUACGUUGGGUUUUGUCCGCAAGAUUUAUAGAACUGUCGGGUGAAAGCAACAGCGACUCAACGACACAAUGGCGGACCACGAUCCAUUUGAUGAUGAGUUGGUUUCAAGCAAUGCAACUCAAAGGAACUGGAGGGGUAUCUUCAUAGCACUAUUAGUCAUCGUGGUAGUGCUGUCAUUGAUCGUAACGUCAGUAGUUCUGCUCACACCUCCAGACGAAGGCCCCAGAAUAAAAGGCGAUAGAUUUGAAUUGGAGGACAUCUUAAGUCAUGAAUUUGUGCCACUCAGAUUCAAUGGGACGUGGGUUUCAAAUGACGAACUGCUGUUUAAGGACCAAUGGGGAGGAAUCAGUAUUAUGUAUGCAGGAAAUCUUUCAGUCAGAACAAUCAUGUCAAAUCAGACUUACAUGCGAUUGAAUCCCAACCGAUAUCAGUUAUCUCCAGACCAAAGGUAUCUCCUCUUGGCGCAGAAUGUACAGAAACUAUUUCGGCAUUCGUAUUUGGCCCAGUAUACAAUUUACGACAUUCAGACAGGGAACGAUUUUCAGUUGCGGCCUCUGCCUGAAAACGAAGACCAUCCUUAUCUUCUAUUGGCACAAUGGGCACCAAGAGGCCACAGUUUAAUAAUGGUGCAGGAUUAUGACAUUUACUACAGAAAAACACCGAAUUCUCACACGGGGUACAGGAUAACGCAUACGGCAAUACCGGGUGUGGUGAGCCAUGGUGUGCCAGAUUGGUUGUAUGAAGAAGAAAUUCUCGGAUCCAACUCGGCGAUAUGGAUGUCCAGCGACGGUCUCCUAGUCGUUUUCGCUACAUUCAACGAUACCCUCGUGGAGGAGCUGCGGUUUCCUUGGUACGGGUCAAUAAGCGAAGGCCGACUCUAUCCGGACAUCAGGUCAUUAAGAUAUCCAAAACCGGGCACGAGAAAUCCAGCGGUUAGUCUAACUAUCGCCGACUUAGCUGAUAUCGGAAACAUUAAGACGAAGAAAGUUAUACCGCCACCAGUGAUAGCUAACUCCGAUUAUUACUUCACGGCGGUAUCCUGGAUCAGCCUAACGGAAAUAUCGGUGGUAUGGUUGAACAGGCCACAAAACUUAUCUGUGAUCACAAUAUGUUCGAGUCCCAAGUGGGACUGCAAAGAGACCCAAAGAAUAACCGGUGACGGACAAGGCUGGGUGGAUAUGGGCGAUAGUCCCAUAUUCGGGACUGAUAGUUCAAACUACAUUACUAUCGCACCAGUACGCGAUGGUCCAGCCGGGACGUUUAGACAUGCGGUGUCCGUGAACAUUCCUAAGAAACGGACGAUACCGUUAACACAUGGAAAGUUCGAAGUUCAAAGGAUAUUAACGUGGGAUCAUUCGAACGAUGUAAUAUAUUUUUUAGGGAUUCCAGAGGGAAAACCUGGAGAGCUACACCUGUACAGGGUCACGUCGGUGCCCCCGAGGACUGGAGCCACUCUGCCGCCUCCAAUCUGCCUCACUUGCGUCAAAGUACCGACGCCUACAUCACCUCCAUAUAUUUCUUUCGACGAAAACAUCUAUAAAUUGAAAAAAGGUGUUUGGGAAGACGAAGAUGAAGAUACUGUCAUAACGACACCAGCUCCAAAGAAAAAAAAAAGACAGAAACAGAAACCACCUGAAAGAGAUCCCCCUUGUCUCUACCACAAUGCGAUAUUUAGUCCAACUUCGCAAUAUUUCGUAUUGGAAUGUUUGGGUCCAGGAGUGCCAAGUAUUCGAUUGUUUAAAAGUAGCAUGCCAAAACCUAAAAUGCUACUGUGGUUACAGAACAACACAAGGCUCAAAGAAAAAGUUGCCAAAAUGGCCAUGCCACAAAUCAAGACUUUUCCUGUCCAGAUUUCAGGGGGAUAUCAAGCUCACGUCAGACUUCAUCUACCUCCUGGAUUGCGAGAGGACGAGAUAACAAGAUAUCCGCUCGUCGUCCAAGUCUACGGAGGACCAGGAAGUCAAUUAGUCACCGAAAGAUGGAAAAUAGAUUGGAACACGUAUCUGACAGCGUCAGCUUCCUCUCCUGAAACCGUCAAAUCUCACACUCGUUUACAAAAGGGUUUUUCCGCUCCAGUUACAAAACGCUCAUUUAUUACAGGUAUAAUGACGUACUUACGAGAUACUCAACAUUUUAUAGAUAGACGAAGAGUGGCAGUUUGGGGUUGGAGUUAUGGUGGAUUUGUCGCCUCGCUGGCGUUGGCGAGCCCGAAAAGCGUAUUUCAAUGUGCCAUUGCAGUUGCGCCAGUUACCAAUUGGAAAUUGUACGAUUCAGCAUAUACGGAGCGCUACAUGGGUUUGCCGAAUGUGACUGAAAAUUACAAGGGAUACGACGAAGCGGAUGUAAGCAAAAAAGCGGGACAGCUGAAAGAUAAAAUGUUCUAUCUGGUCCAUGGGUCGGCGGAUGACAACGUGCAUCUUCAGCAAAGUAUGGCUCUGGUUAGGGCACUGUCAGAUGCUGACACGUUGUUUCGACAACAGAUAUAUCCUGAUGAGAGUCACGGUCUAGGAGGAGUCAAAAAACAUCUUUAUAGAAGCAUGGGGCAAUUUUUGGACGACUGUUUCAUGAAACAAGUUCCACCACAGUUUAAGGCUGGACUACGAGAUGACGCCGAUGAAGAGUAAUAUACAAUUUAUGACUUUAUGUAACAUGAUGUGUGGUAAACUUGUAUCAUAAAAAAAUGGCCACCACUUCAGUAGGUUCUAUUGGUUUUUAUUGGCAUAUCUUCAACAAUAUUGUUGAAGUAUGAGCCUGAAAUAAGUACUAUCGGGAAAAAAUAACGGCGUCCAGUUGGCUUGGAAAUGACUUCAUAUAAUUUUACAUAUAAAGUGACAGCGCUCUUCAUUUCAGAGCCAUCGCUGACGCCGUUAUUUUUGUUGAUCAUAUUGUAUAAGAUUUUUUAGGCAAGAAUUAUUUAAAUUAACAUUUUUUUAAUAGUAAUAUAAUAGGAUUUUAUGAAAAUAGUUAAAUCUCAACUGCAUUGCACCCUUAGUUACUAAUAACUAUCUCGUAAAAGUCAUUUCUAAUAGAAUCUACUUCUUUUGAAUUUAUUUAUUUAUUCUAAGGCCACCAUAAUGCAAGGAUUGGAAUUUGAAGUGCGAAUAAGUGUUUAACAUAAAAAAACAUUGAAUUUAUACAUGCCUAUUGUUUUUAAAAAGCAAUUAUUGUACAUUUGUGUAUACUGAGUGUCAUGAAACAAAACUUAUAUUUGCUUCUUGUUGUCAACGUUCUCUAAUAGAUACCACUAGAGAGCGUUAGUGAUUCAAGUGCCAAAUUUUGAAAAAAAUAAAUGUUUGAUGUUUGCGAAUAUUCGAUGCAAUAAAUGUUUUUGUGGAAAAAAACGAUAUAGUGCUAAGAUGAAAACAGAUUACUGGCUUAACACAAUCAUUCGACUGGUGUUCCUUAUAAGAAAAUAAUAUCAAGACCUACUCUCAAAAACAUGACACUAAUAAUAGGUAUAAAUAAUAGGAAAUAAAAUGGACGAUUACAGCAAAAUAAAACACUAAUUUACCACAAUAUCCCAAAACACUUUAACAGUGAAUGCGCGUUUUGCUAAAAAUCAUCAGCAGAUGAAUUAAAUUAAAAAGUUAAUCAUCUGCUAAUGAUCAGCAAAAUAAAACAUUAAAUUAUCACAAUACACCAAAACACUUUUACUUUCACACUGGA
Molecule: messenger RNA, 4079 nt
Organism: Sitophilus oryzae (rice weevil)
Lineage: Eukaryota; Metazoa; Arthropoda; Insecta; Coleoptera; Curculionidae
Gene: Dpp10
Product: inactive dipeptidyl peptidase 10
Exons: 18
Coding region: 482-3037 (851 amino acids)
Biological process (GO): proteolysis
Molecular function (GO): serine-type peptidase activity; dipeptidyl-peptidase activity
Source: RefSeq, a predicted model, not a curated record